AUGAGCGUAUUAAUUAGUGGUGCUUCUGGAUACAUUGCCAAACAUAUCGUCAGAGUUCUUUUGGAACAAAAUUACAAAGUAAUUGGUACUGUUAGAAGUCAAGACAAAGCUGAUAAGUUAUUGAAACAAUAUAAUAAUCCUAAUUUGUCUUAUGAAAUUGUACCUGAAAUAGCAAACUUAGAUGCUUUUGAUGACAUUUUUAAGAAACAUGGUAAGGAAAUAAAAUAUGUCAUUCAUGCAGCUUCACCAGUGAACUUCGGCGCAAAAGAUUUGGAAAAAGAUUUAGUUAUUCCUGCCAUUAAUGGUACCAAGAAUAUGUUCGAAGCUAUUAAAAAGUAUGCCCCAGAUACUGUCGAACGUGUUGUAAUGACUGCUUCUUAUGCUUCAAUUAUGACCCCACAUAGACAAAAUGAUCCAACUUUAACUUUAGAUGAAGAAACUUGGAAUCCAGUAACUGAAGAAAAUGCUUAUGAAAAUGUCUUCACUGCUUAUUGUGCUUCAAAAACUUUUGCUGAAAAGGAAGCUUGGAAGUUCGUUAAAGAAAAUAGUGAUGCUGUUAAGUUUAAACUAACCACUAUCCACCCAUCCUUCGUUUUCGGACCUCAGAACUUUGAUGAAGACGUCACUAAGAAACUAAAUGAAACUUGUGAAAUUAUCAAUGGUUUAUUACAUGCUCCAUUUGACACCAAAGUCGAAAAGACUCACUUCAGUCAAUUCAUUGAUGUUCGUGAUGUCGCCAAAACUCACGUUUUGGGUUUCCAAAAAGAUGAAUUAAUCAACCAAAGAUUGUUAUUAUGUAACGGCGCCUUCUCUCAACAAGAUAUUGUUAAUGUAUUUAAUGAAGAUUUCCCAGAGUUAAAAGGCCAAUUCCCACCAGAAGAUAAGGACACCGAUUUAAACAAAGGUGUAACAGGUUGUAAAAUUGAUAAUGAAAAGACUAAAAAAUUAUUAGCAUUUGAAUUUACUCCUUUCCAUAAAACAAUUCAUGACACUGUCUAUCAAAUUUUACAUAAAGAAGGUAGAGUUUAA
Vanderwaltozyma polyspora DSM 70294 is the source of this 1029-nucleotide messenger RNA. Its product is annotated as SDR family oxidoreductase. Gene Ontology annotation, molecular function: oxidoreductase activity, acting on the CH-OH group of donors, NAD or NADP as acceptor. Lineage: Eukaryota; Fungi; Ascomycota; Saccharomycetes; Saccharomycetales; Saccharomycetaceae. The transcript has a single exon. The record is from RefSeq and is a predicted model, not a curated record. Bases 1 to 1029 code for a protein of 342 amino acids.